UUGUAUGGAGGACGCUUUAUAUCUGUUCGAAAUAAAAACACCUUUUUGGUAGGAGGCACUAAUUUUACAGAAUUCGCUUGAUAAAAGAUUCUCCGGAGCCCUAAAACUGGGCCUAACCUCAAAUCGAAAUGUCUCUUAUGAGGAAUAUAUUCUCCCGGAUGCUGAAUAACUUACCAUCCUUGCCACAGAUUCAAGCAGUGAGAUAUCGCUACCAUGCAGAUAAAUUAGCAAAAGGUCGUCUUCUCCGUAGAUAUGGGUACAAGGAUCCUAUUAUCCAAGGAGGGCUCCUUCCUCGAUACGAUUGUGGCCGGAAAUUGCCAAUGCCGGAAUACAGACCGAAGAAUCCCUAUGCCCUGAAGAGAGCUGUAAUGGGACAAAAUGAUUACAUUGAUAUCCUUGGGAAUGAUCGUUUACAUCCCACAAAAGUCCUAUAUUCUGUACCUGCAUGGCUUCGUGGUGCAUCAGGGAAUGAAUAUCAGCUGCUUCUGCGGAAAAGGAAGAUCCUGAGCCAGUCACUUUAUCCUCUAGUACGGCCUACUAAAUGGAGAGAUUUGGAGAAACGCAUUAAAUAUCUCUAUUAUUUCCUCAACAAGAAGACAAAGACGGGAUACUCAAAGGACAAGUAAAGAGGUAAUUUUUUUUAGCAUUUUCAAAGGAAAUGGAAAAAUUGAGAAAAUUAGUAAAAAAGUUGUUAAAAA
Messenger RNA from Phlebotomus papatasi, 698 nucleotides. It is a transcript of the gene mRpL51, whose product is annotated as 39S ribosomal protein L51, mitochondrial. The record is from RefSeq and is a predicted model, not a curated record. Gene Ontology annotation, cellular component: mitochondrial large ribosomal subunit. Bases 129 to 626 code for a protein of 165 amino acids. The transcript has 3 exons. Lineage: Eukaryota; Metazoa; Arthropoda; Insecta; Diptera; Psychodidae. Gene Ontology annotation, molecular function: structural constituent of ribosome. Gene Ontology annotation, biological process: translation.